Molecule: messenger RNA, 1089 nt
Organism: Mirounga angustirostris (Northern elephant seal)
Lineage: Eukaryota; Metazoa; Chordata; Mammalia; Carnivora; Phocidae
Product: melanoma-associated antigen 8-like
Exons: 1
Coding region: 1-1089 (362 amino acids)
Biological process (GO): negative regulation of transcription by RNA polymerase II
Cellular component (GO): nucleus
Source: RefSeq, a predicted model, not a curated record
AUGCCUCUGGGUGAGAGGAAUGAGCUCCGGAAGUUUGAGGAAGACAUUCAGGACCCCAAAGAGGCCCAGCGCCUGGUAGAUGCACAGCUGUAUGGGGCUGAGGAGGACGAGGAGGCCCUGUCUCACUCCUCCUCCCCCUCCUCCUCCCCCUCCCCGUCCUCCUCCUCCAGUUUCCCCUCUUUCUUCUCCUCUUGUUCCUCCCCCUCCUCCUCCUCUUCCUCCCCCUCUUCCUCCUCCUCUUCCUCCUCUUAUUUUGCCCUGCUGUUCUUUGCUACCCCAGAGGAGGGGUCUGCCGCUGGGUCCCCAAGUCCUCCCCAGAGCCCUCCGAGUGCCUGCCCCUCCCCCAGUGCCGCGGCAGCCACCCCCUGGAGCCUGUCUGAAGAUAGCUCCGGCUCAUCCAACGAGGAGGGGCCCGGCCCUGGGCUGGAGCCGGGAGUGGCCCAGCCCCUGCUCCAAACUGCACUCCACAGGAAGGCAGUCCACCUGGUGGCCUUCCUGCUCCUCAAGUAUCGCACCCAGCAGCCGACCAGCCAGGCAGAGAUGCUGGAGAUCGUCGGCGAGGAUGACCAGGACGCCUUCCCCGUGAUCUUGGGCCAAGCCUCCAAGUGCAUGCAGCUGGUCUUUGGCGUGGAUGUGAAGGAAGUGGACCCCGGCGACCACUCCUACAUCCUGGUCCCCGUCCUGGGCCUCACCUGGGAUGGGAUGCUGAGCGGUGAGCAGGGCAUGCCCAAGACCGGCCUCCUGGUGGUGCUCCUGGGGGUGAUCCUCCUGGAGGACGACCAUGCCCCCGAGGAGGAGGUGUGGGAAGCGCUGGGGGUCAUGGGGGUGUAUGCCGGCCAGGAGCACGUCAUCUAUGGGGAGCCCAGGGAGCUCCUCACCAAUGUCUUGGUGCAGGAAGGGUACGUGGAGUACCGGCAGGUGCCCGGCAGCGACCCUGCCCGCUCCGAGUUCCUGUGGGGUCCCAGGGCCCACGCCGAGACCAGCAGGUUGCAAAUGACGGAGUAUUUCCUCCGGCUCGAUCUCGGGCAGCCGGCUUCCUCCCUGGCCGUGUCUGAAGGGGCUGUGAGAGAUGAGGAAGACGGGGCCUGA